Rotaria sp. Silwood2 is the source of this 1911-nucleotide messenger RNA. The record is from the annotation of a GenBank genome assembly. Lineage: Eukaryota; Metazoa; Rotifera; Eurotatoria; Philodinida; Philodinidae.
AUGCAUGCUUCUUUUGGAAUAAAACAACCAAAAAUCAUUGCUCUUCUUCGUCACUUGAUAUUUGUUUUAUUAAAAAAACAAAAAAAUCAAUAUAUUGCAGAUAACAACGAAAUUGAAAAUAUUGAAUCAAAACUUCCCGAACAGAUUCAAGAUUUAUAUACAACAAUUAAGAUUAUUAUUGCUUGGCGUGAUCCAACAAAACAAACAUUAUUACCUGAAGCUUUUUUUCAACAAUCAAAUGAUAUUUUAGGUAAUAAUUUUAAAACAAAUCAAGAUGAUUUUAACAAAUCUAAUAAUCAUUUUAAUACUAACGCUGAUCAAGAUCUAAUCAAUUUAAUGACUAAUGAUCAGUCACUUAAUGAUUCAUUUUCUAAAUUCAUUCAAAAUCUUCCAAAAGAAACUCAAUCAAAUACAACAUUCUAUAAAAAUUAUCUAUCUUUAUCAAAUAUUCCAUCUGAUUCUAUUCAAAUUCGAUCUCAUUUUUUUUAUAUUUUAAACAAAUUCAUUGAAAAAAGUCUUCCAAUAGUUGAUCUUAGUUUACCAUUAGGACAAAGUUUUUUAACUGAUCAAAUUCGAAUAAUAAAACCUUACUUAUUAUCGUCAACAAAAUUUCAAUUAUUAGCAGAAUCUUUAGAAAAAACCGAAGUUGAAUAUAGUGGUGAUUGGAAUAUAGUUAAUUUUGAUAUAGUUAAAGCUAAUUCAAAUAGUGACAACAAUGAAAAUACAAUGUUCUAUCAAGCUUAUCAACAAUUGCAUACAAAUGCUCAUAUCACAUUUCGACGAUCGAAUGAACAACUUUGGCAUGCACAAUAUAUUGGAAUGCAUAGUACUGAUCAUGGUGGACCAUAUCGUGAUUCAAUAACUCGUAUUUGUUCGGAUAUAUGUUCUUCACGAUUAUCAUUAUUUAUUUUAUGCCCAAAUGGACGUACGAAUAGUGGUUUAAAUCGAGAUUGUUGGAUUCCAAAUGUUUUUCCACCAAAUAAAUCAAUUUCAAAUAAAUAUAAAAAACAAUAUCGUUUUGUUGGACAAUUAUUUGGUAUGGCUAUAAGAAAGAAACAUUACUUAAAUAUUAAAUUUCCUAUUUUAUUAUGGAAAAAAUUAUUAAAUGAAUCAAUUACUGUUGAAGAUAUUGAAGCAAUCGAUUUACAAAGUUUUACAAUUAUUAAUGAAACAGAAAAAAAUAUUGAACAAAUAAAAUCAAUUGAUACUGAUAAUAAUAUUGAUUCAUUAUUUAGUAGUAUUAUGGAUGAAUUACAAUUUGAUGUUGUUAGUUCAUCUGGAGAAACCUAUGAACUUAUUUCUAAUGGUUCAAAUAUUCCUAUUACAAUUGAUAAUUUUAAAUAUUAUUGUUCUUGUUAUCGACAAUAUCGUCUUAAUGAAUUCAAUCGACAAAUUGAUUUCAUUCAGCAAGGUUUAUAUACUAUUAUUCCAUCUUAUUAUUUGAGUUUAUUGACUGCUAAAGAACUUGAACAAGCCGUAUGUGGAAAAGAUCAAAUUGAUAUAGAAUUUUUAAAACGAAAUACAUUAUAUGAAGGUGGAUAUAAUCAAAAUUCAUCGCCGAUUGAACGAUUUUGGACUGUUCUUAGUGAAAUGUUUAAUGAUGAUCAAAAAAAAUUAUUGUUGAUAUUCGUUUGGGGUAGAAGUACAUUACCAAUUCGAGAUGAAGAUUUUUCAUCAAAAUUCAUCAUUAAUACGUACGAUGUUUAUCAAGGUGAAGUUGAUCAAGUACUUCCACGAUCACAUACAUGUUUUUUUACUAUUGAUUUACCCGCUUACUCAACGACUGAUAUUAUGUAUGAACGUUUAAAUUAUGCUAUUACUUGUUGUUCAAGUAUAGAUGGUGAUGGUACUGUAAACGAUGCACGAAUUGACGAAGGUUUCGAUUCUGAUGGCAGUGACGAUGAAGAAUAA